AAUAUCUGCAGGUCUCACUUCUCUUCGUCAGUCCGUCGAUAAUAAUCUCAUAGUGGAUGAGAAAGGUGCAUCCCAAGAAUCCGGAACCAGCAACAAAAUGAAAAGAGAGAGGAAGGCAGCACGAACAUUAGGAAUCAUUGUGUCUGCUUUUUUGGCUUGCUGGUUGCCAUUUUUUCUAUGGUAUGUGAUCACAAGUCUCUGCGGUGCGGAACUCUGCUACAGUCCUUCCUGGGUCGUCACCCUAGUUUUCUGGGUGGGCUACUUCAACUCCGCUCUCAACCCCUUAAUCUACGCAUACUUCAACAGAGAAUUCAGGGUAGCGUUCAAGAAAACCCUCCAGAAUUGUUGCCAGUUCUCCACGCGAAUGAUGUGCUGGAAAUAUUCUGCUGCAAGAAGAGAACCACCAAUGACGUAUAGUAAUGUGUCAAGUGAGAUGCCUGGGACCAAUUACUUGAGAGCCGAGGCUGUCAUACAGCGGUUCAAUAAUAUGUCCGAACAAGAAGUUGUUAAUUUUCACCAAAAUGAAGAUAUUAUCUGAAAUGACUGAAAUAAACCCGCUCAAAAUACCUAAGGCUGACAAAUCAGAGUUAUUACAUAUUUUAGCGAUACCUAACGAUACCAAUUUAUUUAACGUUCACAUAUCAUACGUAUAUUUUGAUCAUUAUCGAGAGAAUUGACAUGUUCACGAACAAUUUUCCCAACUGAAUAAAAAUCCACGUAUUCAUCAUGUUUGAUAGUCUCAAAUUUCUUCAUUCAUUCGGGUAUUCAAUGAUCCAGAGUUGAAGAGCAGCAAGUAGGGAGGUUAUAUUCAGCUUCCAUAAUAAGCCCCAAUCACAAUGCACCAGAUUGAAUUUGGAAUGGAAUGAUGCAUCAUUCUGUGAUACUUUCAGA
Messenger RNA from Phaedon cochleariae (mustard beetle), 891 nucleotides. NCBI's taxonomy places the organism in Eukaryota, Metazoa, Arthropoda, Insecta, Coleoptera, Chrysomelidae. The record is from the annotation of a GenBank genome assembly.